AGGGUUGUUCAAUUGAACCGAUUGAUGAGAGCAGAGCAAAAACCGACCCCAAAAAUGGCGUUUCAUAGCUCUCUGCUACUCUCACAGAUUCUCUUGCUUUUCUUGGUCUCAUCGUCUUCGUGGACAUCUGCGACUCAUCCGAUUCAGCAGACCUUCUUUCGUUGCCUUUCGACCAAUUCCAGGAACUCUGUUCCUCUUUCCUCGUACUACACCCCGGGUAAUGUCUCUUCCUUCACGUCCGUCCUCAACUCCACGGCGAACAACCUCCGGUACUUGCUCCCAACGGUGCCAAAGCCCGUGAUCAUCUUCACCCCGCUGUCCGAGGCCCAUGUCCAAGCCGCUGUCAUCUGCUCGAGGUGGCUUGGGCUCGCCCUCCGUGUCCGGAGCGGAGGCCACGACUACGAGGCGGUCUCCUACGUGUCCCAGAUCGAGUGCCCCUUUGUGGUGAUCGACCUGGCCCACCUCCGCGCCAUCAACGUGGACAUCCCCCGGGGGACGGUGUGGGCCCAAGCAGGGGCCACGACCGGGGAGGUCUAUUACCGGAUCGCUGAGAAGAGCAAGGUCCACGGGUUCCCAAUGGGCCUGUGCACGAGCCUGGGCAUCGGGGGCCACAUCACUGGCGGGGCCUACGGGUCAAUGAUGAGGAAGUUUGGGCUUGGCGCCGACAACGUGGUCGACGUCCGGAUGGUCGACGCCAAGGGGAGGAUUCUCAAUCGGAAGGCAAUGGGGGAGGAUCUGUUCUGGGCACUCAGGGGAGGUGGCGGAGGCAAUUUCGGCAUAAUCCUGGCUUGGAAGUUGAAAUUGGUCGAUGUGCCUGAGACUGUGACUGUGUUUACAGUCACCAAGACCCUCGAACAGGGCGCGACAAACAUCCUGUACAAAUGGCAAAAGAUAGCACCGGAGCUGGACGACAGGCUCUUCAUCAGAGUGAUCAUCCAGGCCUCGAGCACUGACCUGACGGCGAACCGGACGGUGACGACCUCAUACAACGCCCUGUUCCUAGGAGACCCGGACACCCUCCUUGGGAUCACAGGCAAGGGCUUCCCAGAGCUGGGCCUGACACGGUCCGACUGUGUCGAAACGAGCUGGAUCGGGUCCGUCCUGUACAUCGCGGGUUACCCGAACACGACCGCCCCGGAGGUCCUCCUCCAGGGGAAGGCCCUGUUCCGGAACUACUUCAAGGCCAAGUCCGACUUCGUGAGGACCCCGAUCCCCGAGACGGGCCUUAUGGGACUGUGGAAGAUAUACUUCGAGGAGGAGGUCCCAUUCAUGAUAUGGAACCCGUACGGCGGGGCGAUGGCCCGGGUACCGGAGUGGGCAACACCGUUUCCACACCGGUGUGGCACGCUGUUCAAGAUCCAAUAUGUGACGGCCUGGCAGGACGGGACCAAGAACGCGGCCAGGCACAUGAGCUGGAUCAGGAAGCUGUAUGACUACAUGGCUCCUUACGUGUCCAAGAAUCCUAGAGAGGCCUACGUGAAUUACAGGGACCUUGAUUUGGGCAUGAACAAGAAAGGUUUCAACAGCUUGAGGGAGGCGAGCUCUUGGGGGCUGAGGUAUUACAAGAGCAAUUUCCACAGGUUGGUUCAGGUCAAGACCAAGGUUGACCCCGAUAACUUCUUUAGGCACGAGCAGAGCAUUCCUACUCAUCUUCGUAUGAAGAAAGGGAAUUAGAGAGUAGCAAUUGAC
This is a messenger RNA of Rhodamnia argentea, 1689 nucleotides long. RefSeq names its product berberine bridge enzyme-like 13. The record is from RefSeq and is a predicted model, not a curated record. The transcript has a single exon. NCBI's taxonomy places the organism in Eukaryota, Viridiplantae, Streptophyta, Magnoliopsida, Myrtales, Myrtaceae. The coding region runs from base 25 to 1674 and encodes 549 amino acids. Gene Ontology annotation, molecular function: oxidoreductase activity; FAD binding.